AAGUUUCACAAAAAGAAGAUGAAAAAAGCAGACCGUCAGAUUAUCUGUGGCCGUAGGUUGAAGUGUUGAGUUGUCGUUGUUUUACAGUCUUUAAGCGUGAGAGCUGCUUGCAACAAAUACCAUCAGAUUUCUUUUUUAAGUUUAUUUGCCAAAUAUCCAUUGAGAUAAAAGGAUCACCGCUUCUUGUGGUUCUCAUCUCUCCUCUUCUAAAUUACUCCAAUCUCGUAGCUAAGGAAAAUCUGAAACCUCGAUAAAUCUGGAAUAAGGGAAUGAAAUGAGUAAGAGAGCGUUGCCCAAAUCGCCACCUAAACUUGUUCUAUUGCCAGCUCUUCUUAUCCUUUCCUCAACAUGUUUGUUUGGCAUCCUCACAAACCUUCAAACCUUAUCAUAUCUCUUCCGUCCUCUCUGGGACAAACCACCACCACCAUUCAGACGAAUCCCGCAUUACUACGCCGAGAACGUCUCCAUGUCACACCUCUGCCACCUCCACGGAUGGACUCCCCGUACUUCUCCAAGGCGAGUCUUCGACGCCAUCAUCUUCAGCAACGAGCUCGACCUCCUAGAGGUGAGAUGGCAGGAGCUUGGACCCUACGUUUCAAAAUUCGUCAUUCUUGAAUCCAACACCACCUUCACUGGCAUCCCCAAGCCUCUCUUUUUCGACUCCGCGAAGGCGAGAUUCGCCUUCGCGGAGGGUAAGAUAGUCCACGGGGUGUUCCCCGGGCAGAAGCGUAGUAGUUUACAAGAAGAAGAUCCAUUCUUGCUCGAAGGCCGGCAACGGGUUGCUAUGAACUGGCUCCUCAGAGAAGCUGAUGUCUCUGAUGGAGACGCGGUGAUAAUGUCUGAUGCGGAUGAGAUUCCCAGUCCUCAUACCGUCAAGCUCCUACAGUGGUGCGACGGGAUACCGGACGUGAUGCAUCUUGAGAUGAGGGAUUACAUGUACUCCUUCGAGUUCCCUGUUGAUUACAGCAGCUGGAGAGCGUCCGUGCAUUUAUACAGCAGGAAAUGGACUCACUACCGCCACUCCCGGCAGACCGACUUGAUACUGUCUGACGCCGGGUGGCAUUGUAGCUUCUGUUUUAGACGUCUCGGCGAGUUUGUGUUCAAGAUGAAAGGGUAUAGCCAUGCGGAUAGAGUGAGGCGCAAGGAGUUUCUUGACUACUCCAGGAUACAGAAACAUAUUUGUAAAGGAUAUGAUCUCUUUGACAUGCUUCCUGAAGAAUACAGCUUCAGAGAUUUGAUUAGCAAAAUCGGACCGAUCCCACCUUCUGCAUCUGCUGUGCAUCUACCUGCGUUUUUGAUUCAGAAUGCCCCCCGCUUUCGGUUUCUCCUACCAGGAGGCUGUCUCAGAGAGCCUUUAAGCUAAGUGAGGAUAGGAGGAUCUUAGUACAAAAUAGAUAAGCAAUGGUUUCUGCUGAAAAAGAAAAUAGAUCGUUAUUACAUCAUGUUAAUGUGUUUCCAUUAAUGUUUAGUAUCAAACUUUUUCUGGGCACCACCACCAUCAUCAGUAUACCAAUUUAUUUCGAGCAAAA
Molecule: messenger RNA, 1529 nt
Organism: Raphanus sativus (radish)
Lineage: Eukaryota; Viridiplantae; Streptophyta; Magnoliopsida; Brassicales; Brassicaceae
Exons: 2
Coding region: 275-1363 (362 amino acids)
Biological process (GO): protein N-linked glycosylation; N-acetylglucosamine metabolic process
Cellular component (GO): membrane
Molecular function (GO): beta-1,4-mannosylglycoprotein 4-beta-N-acetylglucosaminyltransferase activity
Source: RefSeq, a predicted model, not a curated record